AUGUGUAUGCAGGCAAACGGCCCGGCUGCGAAGCAAAGCAGCACUUCUGCCUUCCUGAUGCUCCCCCAGUUUCUCACACCUGGACAGAAGGCCGGAGAGUCGAUCACGUCGCCGGAAUUCGGUCCCGACCCGAUGACCCGCUGGCUCCGAGAGCUUCCACGCGCCGGGCCGUGGCACGGUCUUGCAGCACCGGCCUCCUCGGGGCAAAAUAAUCUGACCCCUCUCAGGCAGUGGCCUGCCGUGCUCAGUUGCACGGGCGCGACGACGGGAGGGGAAGAGAAGCGCACCGAGGUCCAUUGA
Molecule: messenger RNA, 300 nt
Organism: Diaporthe amygdali
Lineage: Eukaryota; Fungi; Ascomycota; Sordariomycetes; Diaporthales; Diaporthaceae
Exons: 1
Coding region: 1-300 (99 amino acids)
Source: RefSeq, a predicted model, not a curated record